Messenger RNA from Cuscuta campestris, 3167 nucleotides. The record is from the annotation of a GenBank genome assembly. NCBI's taxonomy places the organism in Eukaryota, Viridiplantae, Streptophyta, Magnoliopsida, Solanales, Convolvulaceae.
GUUCAAAAUCUAAAUUUUGUUUGGUUAUUGAAAGGGCAGUUGCCUCUCCAUCCCCAUACGCUCCUUUCCGAACAGCCCUAUCUUUCUUUCUUCACCGCAAGAAAGGAGCACAAGAAAAAUAAUAGAAGCCAUAAUCAUACAGCAAUCUGCCUGCAGAAAAAGACCAUUACGGAAUACUUAUGUACGUAUAAUAUAGCGUACCUCAAAUAAAAUCCAAUCCAAUCCAAUCCUUAGACCCAUGAUGAAGAGGAGGCAGUGAUGAUAUACUUUUUCAGUGUUUCCCCCUUUACGGGCUACUACAUUUGUGGUAUUUGGUUGACCCGAUCCGUAUCUUGGCAGGGCAACCCGGAAAUGGACCCUGUGGUUGCAGCCAUGGCGGUUUCGGAUCUUCAAUUCCCUCUAGAAACACAGAUCUGAGCCUAUAAGUUUUUUCAAAAUGGCAAUCUGGAAUGACCUAGUUAUUGCAGCCAUAACUCUGGAUGUUUCUUAGACUCUUGGCGCGUUUACUGUCCAAACUUCAUCGUAAGUAAAAAGCAAAGGAUGUUUAAUGCAGCCUUACGAUUUAGUCAAAAAUUACUCUCUUUUCUUCACUUCUAGUAUUCAUUGGGUGUUAUUAGCAACUAGCAAUAAUAUUUUACCCAAAAAGCUAAAACUAACAAUAAUAUUUUACACAGUACACACACAUGAAAAAUAGGGUGUCGUAUUUUUGUAGUAUCUUUUGCUGAAUUGGAAUGCCAUGGAAGGAGCUUCACUAUCAAACUUGUUGUGGACCGGUUUGAUUAUCGGAUGAUGAAGCAUUAUGUUAACUCUUAAUGUUUUUUGUUCGUUUUGGAUCUAGGAGACCUUCUUCCAUAUCUGAGAAUUCUGUCUUCAGAUUUUUCAGCUCUUGAAGCUGUGUCUCUUUCAUUUGCGUUGUUGGCGUGUGAUGAAUAGGUGCACUUGGGGGCAGUUGGGGCGGCAAGGCGCGUGAAGACCGCUGCCCGGGGCAGGGUACAAGUUUGACCGCGAGAGAAGGGGAAGGAAGAAUAUGGAUUAGGUUUUUUGGCGUUGUUGGUUAACUUAAAAGCAUAAUUUUAAAAACCGGACCGGACCGGUUGAUUCUAACCGUGAACUGGUGGUCCAACCAAUCUGGUCCUUUGGACCGUUACCUGCAUUGAACCGGUGUGAACCAGUCUGAACCAAUGCGAACCGGCUGGUCGAACCGGUCCAGUCAAUGUUUUUUGCGAACUUUUGCAUUCCCCCCCCCCUCCCAAAAAAAAUAAUACACCGUGGGGGGUUUGAACACAAGAUAUUUUGGACAUUUAUAGCUAAGUUCCUACCAUCUAAGUUAUGAUGCUUUUGUUACAAGUUCACUUAAUAUUUAAAAAUAUUUCAUUAUUAAAAAAAGAUUGUGUACAGAUUUCUUUUUAUUUUAAAAAAUAUAAUUGAUACGAGUAUAAUUGAUUGAUAUAUAAACGAGUGAAGAUGAUAGAAGCAGUCAUUGUAGCCCAGAAAGGAGUGAGGCGAAGAGGAGAGAAAGAUUGGGAGUUUAUUGAAAGGGCAGUUGCCUCUCUCUCCUCUGCCAAUGAUCUCAAUCUGCAUACGCCCCUUUUCCGAACAGCCCUUUCUCUUCUCUUUCAUUUUCCUUUCUUUUUUUCCCUCAACAAGCAAGAAAGAAACACAAGAAAACUUGAAGAAGGGAAAUAGCAGAAGCAAUAACCAUGCAACCAGCGCUCUGGGAAAUACUACUACAGAGUAACUCGUAUUAUAUACCGUACCUUAAACAAAACCCUAUUGUUAGAUCUACGAUGAUGAUGAUGAUGAAGAGGAGGCCGUGAUGAUAUACUUUUUCUGUGUUUCCUCUUUCUGGGCUACUAAAAUUGAGGGUUUUCGUUUGACCCGAUCCGUAUCUUGGCGGGGCAACCCGGAAAUGGACCCGGACCUUGCAGCCAUGGCGGUUUGGGCUCUUCGAUUCCCUCUGGAAACACAGAUCUGAGCCUCUAGGAAGAUUAUUCGCCCCCCUUUGUUCUUUCUUAGUUGCUAUUACACAUUGGGUCUUAAACCCUAAGCUCAAUCUGUUUGAUUCUGUCAAUUUUCUUCCCAGCCGAGUGUCAUCAUGUCUAUUUUAUUUGAUUUUUUUUGUUUUCUCCCUCUCAGUUAAAUAAAAAAAUCCCAUUUUUGAAAAAGGAAUUUAAAAAGUCAAAUAUUUCUGGUUUAUUUCUCAUUAAAUCUAGAGGGAAGGAGUAUGUCUUUUGUUCAUUUCAGUUGAAAAUGUUUUAUAGUGGGGUGUGGGAAUUCUGUCUAUUUUUCUAAUUUUGAUGAAAUUAUAGAUUUUUUUUUUUAAAAUUGAAAUGUUCUUGGGAAGGCUGCUGCUGGAGAUGCAUUAUUGUCUCAUACUCUCAUGGUAUAUGUCUGUUUUUUCUUCUGCCUCUUUUUGUAACUAAAACAGUAGUAAUUUAGUUGUAAUAACUUAUAAGAUAAUUCUAUUACUAUUGUUUUUGGGGAAUUUACCUAAAUUGUACUAAAACAUAGUGACUUUCUCAAUGUAGUACUUUAUAUUUUUAUUUCAUUGUUCAAGCUAAAUAUCUAUCAUUACUGGACAUUAUUCCCUCCACUAGACAUUGUUUUUGGGGAAUUUACCUAAAUAGUACUAAAACAUAGUGACUUUCACUUGUUCCUGUUGCUUAUCCCUCAUUUUCUAUGCCUAAAAGGCUAAAACAUCAGAAUUGUAGUUGAAAGAAUGGAUUUUUGUUAUUACUGUUACCGAGAAGAGACUGUGAUGAAACUUGGCGAGUCAUGUUAUGGCAUUUUGUGGAACUAAUCCUUAUCUUGGCGUGGCAAUAUGUGAUUAAACAGUAAUUGCAGUCAUGGGGGAUUGUUUCUUUCAUUGUUGUAGUUCUGACUUUCAAGCAUCAUAAGAAAAGAGCCCUAGGAGGUCAGAACGGAAUGAAAUAAGAAAUAUAGGUGUAGGUUUGUGAUUUUGCUGAGGAAAGGGAGAGAGAUGGGAGUUUCUUGAAAGGGCAGUUGCAUCUCUCUCCUCUGCCAUGUCUUCUCUAGUUCCACCCUAAUAGCCAAACAACCCUUUCAUGACAAACAGUUUUCUUCCCAUUCUUGUAAAUCUUUCCCUUACCCUAUGUUUGGUUUAAGGAAUUUGGAAGGGAAAAAGAAAAGAAAAUGAGAGGAAAUUU